Messenger RNA from Mandrillus leucophaeus (drill), 3043 nucleotides. It is a transcript of the gene KEAP1, whose product is annotated as kelch-like ECH-associated protein 1. NCBI's taxonomy places the organism in Eukaryota, Metazoa, Chordata, Mammalia, Primates, Cercopithecidae. The transcript is spliced from 5 exons. The record is from RefSeq and is a predicted model, not a curated record. The coding region runs from base 631 to 2505 and encodes 624 amino acids. Gene Ontology annotation, molecular function: transcription factor binding.
CACCUGAUUCUCACAUUGUCACAAUGCUGUUGUAAUUGUCUUCAUGAAGCUGAUUUUCCAGGUCUUGCUUAUUUUAGUUUAUGAUUGUUCCUCCCCGCAGGUGUCAGCUCCAGCAGGUAGGAUUUUUGUGUGUUUUGCUCACUGCUGUGUCUUCAGCACCCAGAUCAGUGCCUGGCAUACAGUAGGUGCCCAACAAAUGGUGAGGCGAAUGAAGGAAUGAGCCCGACAUGCUCUAGAAAGGGAAAGGCCACCAGAUUACUGAAACAGAGUGAUCAAAGGGAAGAGGUGGCAGGGGCUAAUUGCGUAGGGCUUUGCAGGCUGUUGAGGAGUUCAGUUUUACUAGGUACUGUGGGAGGCAUUGGAGGAUCCAGAGCAGGGGAGAGACAUGACCUCAUCUAUGUUUUAAGAUGGGCUCUUGGGCUGGUCAGGUCAGGGGGAUGUUUGCAAAUUUGCAAAUGGACUCUGCUUCACCUACUCUGCAGGAAAACUGACCUAGGAAUUGCUUUAUCUUACAAAAGGAGACCCUGCAGGUGCUGGCCCAGCCCCAACCCAUGCCCCCUGCCCUGUGCUCUCUCCCCUCCAGGCCCCUGAGUGCCAGAGGUGGUGGUGUUGCUUAUCUUCUGGAACCCCAUGCAGCCAGAUCCCAAGCCUAGCAGGGCUGGGGCCUGCAGCCGAUUCCUGCCCCUGCGGUCACAGUGCCCUGAGGGGUCAGGGGACGCGGUGAUGUAUGCCUCCACUGAGUGCAAGGCGGAGGUGACGCCCUCCCAGCAUGGCAACCGCACCUUCAGCUAUACCCUGGAGGAUCAUACCAAACAGGCCUUCGGCAUCAUGAACGAGUUGCGGCUCAGCCAGCAGCUGUGUGACGUCACACUGCAGGUCAAGUACCAGGACGCGCCUGCCGCCCACUUCAUGGCCCACAAGGUGGUGCUAGCCUCAUCCAGCCCCGUCUUCAAGGCCAUGUUCACCAAUGGGCUGCGGGAGCAGGGCAUGGAGGUGGUGUCCAUUGAGGGUAUCCACCCCAAGGUCAUGGAACGCCUCAUCGAAUUCGCCUACACGGCCUCCAUCUCCAUGGGCGAGAAGUGUGUCCUUCACGUCAUGAACGGCGCUGUCAUGUACCAGAUCGACAGCGUUGUCCGUGCCUGCAGUGACUUCCUAGUGCAGCAGCUGGACCCCAGCAAUGCCAUCGGCAUCGCCAACUUCGCCGAGCAGAUUGGCUGUGUGGAGUUGCACCAGCGUGCCCGGGAGUAUAUCUACAUGCAUUUCGGGGAGGUGGCCAAGCAAGAGGAGUUCUUCAACCUAUCCCACUGCCAACUGGUGACCCUCAUCAGCCGUGACGACCUGAACGUGCGCUGCGAGUCCGAGGUCUUCCACGCCUGCAUCAACUGGGUCAAGUACGACUGCGAACAGCGACGGUUCUAUGUCCAGGCGCUGCUGCGGGCCGUGCGCUGCCACUCGUUGACGCCGAACUUUCUGCAGAUGCAGCUGCAGAAGUGUGAGAUCCUGCAGUCCGACUCCCGCUGCAAGGACUACCUGGUCAAGAUCUUCGAGGAGCUCACCCUGCACAAGCCCACGCAGGUGAUGCCCUGCCGGGCGCCCAAGGUGGGCCGCCUGAUCUACACCGCGGGCGGCUACUUCCGACAGUCGCUCAGCUACCUGGAGGCUUACAACCCCAGUGACGGCACCUGGCUCCGGUUGGCGGACCUGCAGGUGCCACGGAGCGGCCUGGCUGGCUGCGUGGUGGGCGGGCUGUUGUACGCCGUGGGCGGCAGGAACAACUCCCCCGACGGAAACACCGACUCCAGCGCCCUGGACUGUUACAAUCCUAUGACCAAUCAGUGGUCGCCCUGCGCCCCCAUGAGCGUGCCGCGCAACCGCAUCGGGGUGGGGGUCAUCGAUGGGCACAUCUAUGCAGUCGGCGGCUCCCAUGGCUGCAUCCACCACAACAGUGUGGAGAGGUAUGAGCCAGAGCGGGAUGAGUGGCACUUGGUGGCCCCAAUGCUGACACGAAGGAUCGGGGUGGGCGUGGCCGUCCUCAAUCGUCUGCUUUAUGCCGUGGGGGGCUUUGACGGGACAAACCGCCUUAAUUCAGCUGAGCGUUACUACCCAGAGAGGAACGAGUGGCGAAUGAUCACAGCAAUGAACACCAUCCGAAGCGGGGCAGGCGUCUGCGUCCUGCACAACUGCAUCUAUGCUGCCGGGGGCUAUGAUGGUCAGGACCAGCUGAACAGCGUGGAGCGUUAUGACGUGGAAACAGAGACGUGGACUUUCGUAGCCCCCAUGAAGCACCGGCGAAGUGCCCUGGGGAUCACUGUCCACCAGGGGAGAAUCUACGUCCUUGGAGGCUAUGAUGGUCACACGUUCCUGGACAGUGUGGAGUGUUACGACCCAGAUACAGACACCUGGAGCGAGGUGACCCGAAUGACAUCGGGCCGAAGCGGAGUGGGCGUGGCUGUCACCAUGGAGCCCUGCCGGAAGCAGAUCGACCAGCAGAACUGUACCUGUUGAGGCACUUUUGUUUCUUGGGCGAAAAUACAGUCCAAUGGGGAGUAUCAUUGUUUUUGUACAAAAACCAGGACUAAAAGAAAAAAGACAGCACUGCAAAUAACCCAUCUUCCGGGAAGGGAGGCCGCGAUGCCUCAGUGUUAAAAUGACAUCUCAAAAAGAAGUCCAAAGCGGGAAUCAUGUGCCUCUCAGCGGAGCCCCAGGAGUGUCCAAGACAGCCUGGCUGGGAAAGGGGCUGUGGAAAGAGCAGGCUUCCAGGAGAGAGGCCCCCAAACCCUCUGGCCCGGUAGUAGGCCUGGGUCCCACCCACCCAGCCAGCCACGCCGGCAGCCCUCACCUUGUGAUUUGUUCUUGGAUACCUGGGAGGGGGCCAAUGGGGGCCUCAGGCGGAGGCCCCCUCUGGAAAUGUGGUUCCCAGGGAUGGGCCUGUACAUAGAAGCCACCGGAUGGCACUUCCCCACCGGAUGGACAGUUAUUUUGUUGAUAAGUAACCCUGUAAUUUUCCAAGGAAAAUAAAGAACAGACUAACUAGUGUCUUUCA